This is a messenger RNA of Sparassis crispa, 477 nucleotides long. RefSeq lists its product as hypothetical. The transcript is spliced from 4 exons. The record is from RefSeq and is a predicted model, not a curated record. Lineage: Eukaryota; Fungi; Basidiomycota; Agaricomycetes; Polyporales; Sparassidaceae. Bases 1 to 477 code for a protein of 158 amino acids.
AUGAGCACCUUGGGGAUAACAUCGGACGAGCUCUACGGUGAAGCUCUCCCUCCUGACGUUCCGCGGCCCACCCCGGAGCGCGAGCAGCACAUCCUGAACGCCCUUGACGGUGCAUUCUCUGUUGUCUCUACCAUGAACUCUGGAGAAGAAGAUCCGGAAUGGGAUGUCAAUGAUGUCGCGCAGACGAGGGCCACUGUGGCCGCCGUCUUCAGGAAGUUGCUGAGUCUGAACGAAAACAUGGAUUUCACAGCUCUGAAAGGUGCCGCAGCGGUAGAGCUAUAUUUCGCUUUGAAUCCCAGCAGGCGUCCAAAGCCGAUUCCGCCGCCGCAACCGCUGCCCCAGUCGGCCCAACGUGCUUCUGCCAGGCCCCUUCAGGCUCGCAACCGUACGUGGCACCAGGCUGUAUCUGGUAGCCGCGUGGGCGUGGGGCCAAGCCCUCUGCGGCGAGCGGUGAUCCCUGAGCCAGAGGACACUUGA